This is a messenger RNA of Monopterus albus (swamp eel), 2350 nucleotides long. RefSeq names its product transient receptor potential cation channel subfamily V member 6-like. Gene Ontology annotation, molecular function: protein binding; calcium channel activity. The coding region runs from base 97 to 2277 and encodes 726 amino acids. The record is from RefSeq and is a predicted model, not a curated record. The transcript is spliced from 16 exons. Gene Ontology annotation, biological process: calcium ion import across plasma membrane. Lineage: Eukaryota; Metazoa; Chordata; Actinopteri; Synbranchiformes; Synbranchidae. Gene Ontology annotation, cellular component: plasma membrane.
GGACAUUCUAUAAUAGGUGUUGUUUCCUAUUUUGGGCAUUGUGACUGAUUAUUGGCAGAAUUUGAGGAGUAGGACAUUUAUUGUUUAAGGGAGUCAAUGUCUCCGCCUCUGGCCAGAUCUCUUCCAGCCCUGCUCAGCCACUGGUGGCACCAGCUGAGGUUUCGCCAUGAGAACAAGAAAGGAUGGGACGAGAUGUUGGAUGAGACAUAUCUGCUUCACAUCAAACUCACAAAUGACAUUCCUCUCUUCUAUGCGGCUAAAACAAAUAACAUUGCCUGUAUCAAGAAACUGCUAAGCUCUGCAUCCACUAACAUCUUUGAAAGAGGUGCUCUUGGAGAGACAGCGCUUCAUAUUGCUGUGAUGAAUGAUAAUGUGGAGGCAGCAGUGGCUCUGAUGGACGGGGCUCCUGAACUCAUCAACGAGCCCAUGACCUCUGAGCUUUUCAAAGGUGUCACUCCUCUCCACAUUGCUGUGGUGAAUCAGAACAUCAGUUUGGUCCAUCACCUCAUUAGUCAUGGUGGUGAUGUGGCUACACCUCGAGCCACCGGGCUGUACUUUCAGAAGAGGAGAGGAGGACUCAUUUACUUUGGUGAGCAUGUCCUAUCUUUUGCUGCAUGUACUGGGAAUGAGAACAUUAUCUCUAUGGUCGUUAACACAGGGGCCAGCACCCUUGUCUCAUGUCUACUUUUUCCUCUUCUUGUCUUCUCUCUAGGCAACACAGUGCUUCACAUUUUGGUUCUGCAGCCCAACAAGGUAGCUGCGUGCCAGUCCAUCGACCUGAUAAUGACACGAGAUGCAGAGCUGCAGGAGCCAGUGCCACUUGACAUGGUGCCCAACCUCCAAGGCCUUACACCAAUGAAAGUGGCUGCCAAAAAGGGAAACAUUAUGGUAUUUCGACACCUGGUUAAUAAAAGAUAUGUGUUCCUGUGGCGCCGGGGCUCUUUCUCUUCUAAGCUCUAUGACCUGACAGAGAUCGAUUCCUGGGCUGACAACAUGUCUGUGCUGGAGCUUAUUGUGAGGAGCCACCACAAAGAGGCGAUGUUGCUGCUGGAGGUGACCCCAGUGAAGCAGCUGGUCAGUCUGAAGUGGAACCUGUAUGCAAAACAUUACUUCAGGCUCCUGAUGAUUGUGUAUCUGCUCUACAUCUCGAUCUUUACAACAUGUUGUUUUUAUCGCCCUCUGAUGGACAUGCCAGAGAACUACACAAAACCAAGCUUAGACAAAACCAUCUCAUUCAAAACCAUCUAUAUCCAGAAACCACUCAAGGAAAGUUAUGUGACACCUCAGGACAAAGUGCGACUGGCAGGCGAGAUCGUCAGCCUCCUGGGAGCUGUUGCCAUUUUGUUGCUUGAGGCCCCCGAUAUAGUGAGAUUUGGAGUAAAGCGUUAUUUUGGCCUGAGUGCACUGGGAGGCCCCUUCCAUGUCAUCCUUAUCACCUUCGCAUGUUCGGUACUGUUGCUGCUGGUGUUCAGAGUCUGUGAUGUGCAACGAGAAGGCGAUGUGAUGGCAGUGUGUUUGGUUUUCUGCUGGUGCAAUGUCAUGUUCUUCUCUCGAGGAUUUCAACUGAUUGGUCCUCAUGUCAUCAUGGUACAGAAGAUUAUACUUGAAGAUCUGGGGACGUUUAUGUUGCAGUUGUUCAUUCUCACAAUUGCUUUUUCCAGCGGCAUAUGGAUAGUGUAUAUGACCCAGGACCCUGCUGCUAUGCCUACGUUUGUCAACUUCCCCAUUAUUCUUUACACUGAGUAUGAGUAUUGUUUGAGCAUGCUGAAUAUUCUUUGGGACCCCACCAUCUAUACACCACCCAUGGCUUUUGUGUUACUCGUUGUCUUCUCAAUAAUCGCUGGCGUCCUUUUUGUAAAUCUACUGAUAGCCAUAAUGACUGAUACAGAGUGGGAUGUGUCGCAGGACAAAGAUCUGCUUUGGAAAAUUCAGGUGGUGUCUACAAUUUUAAUGCUGGAAAGGAAGCUGCCGCGCUGUCUGUGGCCUCGUCUUGGGGAAUGUGGACUAAAAUACGGCCUGAAGGACACCUGGUAUUUCAGGCUUGAAGAGACAAAUGACCAAAUAAUACAAAAUAUGAGACAAUACUUCUCAAAGCAAAAUGAAAGAAAGAAAAAGGAAAGCCUAGACAAGACUGGCCCAGUAAAGGGGGCGUUCUUCAGGAUCCCUGAUCCCAAACCUCAAAACGUUGACAGGAAGGCUAAAAGGGUGGCACCUGAUUCAUCGCAGCACUUUGGAUUUGGAGAUGAAGCUGAAAUAUUUGGAGGACAAAGACUUUAACCCUAUGUAUAUACAGUAUGUCUAUGAUAUGAUUCUGUCUGUGAGCUUGAAAUGCAUUUCUGUGCAUUUUCAU